This is a messenger RNA of Aspergillus candidus, 1463 nucleotides long. Its product is annotated as serine/threonine-protein phosphatase. Gene Ontology annotation, molecular function: protein serine/threonine phosphatase activity. The transcript has 3 exons. Gene Ontology annotation, cellular component: FAR/SIP/STRIPAK complex. The coding region runs from base 345 to 1307 and encodes 320 amino acids. Lineage: Eukaryota; Fungi; Ascomycota; Eurotiomycetes; Eurotiales; Aspergillaceae. The record is from RefSeq and is a predicted model, not a curated record. Gene Ontology annotation, biological process: peptidyl-serine dephosphorylation.
GGAUUCUCCUCCUCUUUCUCCCAAAGAAAAUCAACAUACGUUCAUAAGGCCUCGCGGGCCUCGAUCAGCGUCGACCCCCUCUCUCCCUUGCCGGUUUUGUCGGUCAUGAUGCGAGCAGCUGCAGGACCUUUGCAGACAGUUAGAUCCCUCGAACCCAACCACCAAGUGUUUCCGAUUCCCUCGCUCAGCGCGCGCGUCUACCGAUUUUCUUAAUCUCACAGCACCCGGUGAUUUCAAAACACAACACACAACUUAUUUAACACCGUUUCUCGAGAAUAUUCGGCCUAUUCACAUAUUCAUUAGUCACUUCAUAAACUUGGAUCCAGGAGUCCCCUGAGCCCGCAAUGCCUGGCUUACCGGCGAGUAUCGACCUGGACGAGUGCAUCGAACGGUUGUAUAAAAAAGAGCUGCUGGCAGACUCGGUCGUGGAGGCGAUAUGCGCCAAGGCGAAAGAACUGUUGAUGAAGGAGAGCAAUGUCGUCCACAUUGCGGCUCCCGUGACGGUCGUCGGUGAUAUCCACGGGCAGUUCUUUGACAUGAUUGAGAUUUUCAAGAUUGGGGGUUUCUGUCCGAAUACGAAUUAUUUAUUUCUGGGCGACUACGUAGAUCGAGGUCUCUUCAGCGUCGAAACCAUCUCCCUCCUCGUCUGCCUCAAGCUGCGAUACCCGCAACGCGUCCACCUCAUCCGCGGCAACCACGAAUCCCGCGGCGUGACGCAGUCCUACGGGUUCUACACGGAGUGCGCGCGCAAAUACGGCAACGCCAACGUAUGGCACUACUUCACGGACAUGUUCGACUUCCUGACCCUCAGCGUCGUCAUCAACGACCAGAUCUUCUGCGUCCACGGCGGCCUCUCCCCCUCCAUCCACUCCAUCGACCAGAUCAAGAUCAUCGACCGCUUCCGCGAAAUCCCCCACGAGGGCCCCAUGGCCGACCUCGUCUGGUCCGACCCGGACACCGAGCGCGACGAGUUCUCCCUCUCCCCCCGCGGCGCUGGGUAUACCUUUGGCGCGCAGGUCGUCCGCAAGUUCCUCGAGGUGAACAGCAUGUCGCAUAUUCUGCGCGCUCAUCAGCUGUGUCAGGAGGGGUACCAGGUGCUGUAUGAUGAUCGGCUCAGUACCGUCUGGAGUGCGCCCAACUAUUGCUACCGCUGCGGGAACCUCGCUAGUGUGCUCGAGGUAAGCGACUCCGGCGAACGGUUCUUCAAUAUCUUCGAUGCGGCGCCUGAGAACGAUACACAUCGCUCGGAGCAGCAGGCUCAGCAGAACAAGGACGGCCAGAGCCCUGUGAUUGACUAUUUUUUGUGAUACCCGAUUUAUUUAUUCUUAUGAUUUAUUCCCAUGUCUAUCCUACCUUGUUCCAUUUUCUAUCUUGUUUCCCUUUAUACGAUCUUCCCACUGCAAUCUUGGAGUUUGGUACAUAAAGCAUUUAUAGACAGCGUGGUUGAUACGACGCGAAGAAAA